This is a messenger RNA of Hyalella azteca, 4102 nucleotides long. RefSeq names its product malonyl-CoA decarboxylase, mitochondrial. Gene Ontology annotation, biological process: malonyl-CoA catabolic process; fatty acid biosynthetic process; positive regulation of fatty acid oxidation. Gene Ontology annotation, cellular component: mitochondrial matrix; peroxisomal matrix. Gene Ontology annotation, molecular function: malonyl-CoA decarboxylase activity. The transcript is spliced from 12 exons. The record is from RefSeq and is a predicted model, not a curated record. NCBI's taxonomy places the organism in Eukaryota, Metazoa, Arthropoda, Malacostraca, Amphipoda, Hyalellidae. Bases 325 to 2208 code for a protein of 627 amino acids.
UGCUACCUCAACUAAAGAACUCCACUCAAAAAUAUCUUAUUACGCAUUCAUUGUAACGUAAGUUUCAAGUGCAACUGCGUAAAUGAAAUUGUUUUAUUUUUAUUGAAUCGUGUUUGGUUAUCUUGAGCCUAAAACGUCAAAAAAGCAUACUUUUCAUUUGAUUAUUAUUGAAGUCAACGCAGGGGAAUCGAACAUUGUUUAUUUUAGUGUUUCUCACCUGACUGGCUCAGUGAGUGGCUCUAACACUGAAUUGUAACUGAAAUGACGUUGUAAAAGCCGCCACCUUGCGAAUGUUAUUUCUCAACAAUAUUAUAAGAUUUUUAAAUGACUAUGCAACGAUUUAUCAGUUUUGGAAUUCACUUUAAUCGGAUAUUCGGUAAAGAAAUCUCACUCAAUAGCAGCCAGCAUUCCCAUAGAGUUAAGUUCUGUUCAAUGUCUUCUACCUACUGUAAAAAUGCUAACACAACUGGUCACCGAGGCACUUCACCUUUACCAGCGCUGCCAGUACCUGAGCACCGGGCCACCAAUCUGUCGGCUGUGAGCUUGGCAUUGCUGUCUCCCCGUGCGCUGCACAGCACGGAUGCCAGCCCAUUACCUUCUCCCUGUUGCUCGCCUCCUCCCUCCAUCCCUCGUUCAGGAUAUCUUUCUGAGGCCAAAGCUGCACUUGCUACUGCAAUUGCAAAAAGGAACCAAAAAACAAGCACAUUAAGCAUUGAUGAGGACAUGAGGGAUAUGUGUCAGUACUACAACCUUCUUGGCACGGAAGAAAAGGAACAGUUCCUGAUACACCUCUGCACUGAACACAGCACUAACCACUCAGCUGUUCUUGAGACUGCUGCCAAUCCUCCCCAGGAUCUCACCCAGCCCGGAGCACUCAGUCGAUGGGAGGAGAGACUGCGACAGAGCCUACAGCCUCCCCAUGCGUGGGUGGUGACGCAGGUCUCGCGCCUCACCGGGGGUGUUAAGUUCUUGGUGGACCUCAGACAUCAUGUGCUCCAAUUGCUUCAGCGCGGCCGCGACACGCCGGAGGAGGACGCGGCUGUACGGGAGCUGGACGCGACGCUGCGUGAAAUGCUGUCGCUGUGGUUCACUGUGGGGCUCCUGCAGCUCUCCAGGGUCACGUGGGAGUCCUCCUGCUCCAUGCUCCAGAAGAUAUCUGAGUAUGAAGCGGUGCACCCGGUUCGCAAUUGGACGGACCUGAAGCGACGCGUGGGGCAGUACCGCCGGUGCUUCGUGUUCACACACUCCUGUAUGCCCAGCGAACCGCUCGUUGUGCUCCACACCUUCCUCACCGACUCCAUCUCCAGCUCCAUGAACGUCAUAGUGCAGAAUCCGCGCUUUGACCGAACACCGUCGGAGGAUCGCGUGGACAUCCCUGAAGAGGAAGAGGAUUCCAGGACCAUCACCGCUGCCGUCUUCUACUCCAUCACGUCCACGCAGAAAGGACUUCAAAGCAUCGAGCUAGGGAACUACUUGAUCAAGCGCGUGGUGAAGGAACUGAUGGCUGAGCUGCCCAGCCUGUGCAUGUUCUCCAGCCUCUCCCCCAUACCAGGCUUCACCAAGUGGCUUCAGUCGUUACUGGGGCGCGCCGCUAGAGGUGAAAUACGCCUUUUUUCGGAUGCUGAAAUAUCAGAACUUGGGCGACUGCUAGAAUCCUCAUCAACGCUCGAGCUUCCUACUGCCGACAAAGGGAGUCCUUCAGAAGGACGGCCGAGGCCUUCUGACGACGCCAGUCGUCCUUCUAGUCCUGAAAAUAAUGCCGAGGAUGCAGACGACAUUAGGGAUCCCGUCACCAGCCACGAGACAAGGACGGUGUGCCGCAGAGUUCGUCAAAUGCUGGCCACAAACAGCUGGGCGCAGGACGAGGCCUUCAGGAGAGCUCUAGAGGCGCCGUUCAUGCGCCUCUGUGCCCAUUACCUCUAUGCUGAGAAGAGGAGAGGUUAUGCGCUCAAUAGCGUUGCACAUUUCCACCUGAAGAACGGAGCAGUGAUGUGGAGAAUAAAUUACGAAGCCGAUAUGACUCCUAGAGGCCUUUCAAACAGCUGUGGCAUCAUGGUCAAUUACAGGUAUUUCUUGCAAGACAGUGAGAGCAACAGCAGGGAAUAUCAGGAGCAUCAGAUGAUCACUGCUGACCCGUCGGUGGUGACGCUCGCAAGCGCCGCCCUGCAGGUCAUGAGGAACGAGCGCCCGAUUGCGUUGCCUGCGUAACCUCCUGCGUGCUGUAACCUUCACCCUCAACGUUUUAUUUUGCUGACAUCCGCCCAAACAAACGAAAUAUUUUAUCAUUACUGCCUACACUCAGAAAACUGUUGGAUCAUCAUUCCAAAUGACACACUACAUUGCACUUUGCACUGGCGGACCCUUUUCCUGAACCCAACUGGGUCAGGAUGACCCACAUAAAUACCAAAUUUGGAUCGGUAUUUGGACAAAUCUCCUUCAUUUCUCUGAGAGCAUUGUCUGGAUUCGUUCGAUCAUUACUCUGAAUUUAUUUAUGUAAUUUUACACUUAUUUGUUGACUCUUUCUUCAGUCAAAGCUACAAAUUACGCUGUGCCUUAUAUCCACCAAUCGAAAAAAUAAAUAGCGACACAUUCUUAUUUAUAUGACAAGCAGGAAGUGGACGUAGUCCUUUUGCACGAGCCAAAGUGGGUCAAAUGGAUUCAUUCACAUAGGACAAAAGGGCGUUGCCAUUUGCACAAAGGCCCACUAAUUUUUCAGAGUCACAUAUUAUACAUGGUCAACUUAGUUUUAGAAAUUACUCAAGUUAUCGUACCAUUCCUAAGCUUUGCUUGUGCCAUAUCCCUCGUCAAGCUAACUGUGCCUUGUGUACGUGGCUGAUUGAUGUGUGAUUAAACCACGUAUUGUUGUGUGGUGCAGUAUUUUGUUUGUUGUGGAAGCUUAUUGUUGUACUUAUUCGAAAAAUGUCCUAAAAUGCAACGGUAUGAGUAUUGAUUGUUUUAAUGUUAGUAUUUAUUCUCACAAUGUUACAAUUUCAUUUUUAAUAUAAUCUUUUCCUUUCAUGCAUUGCUCAAUGAAGAUCACGGCGGAAAGGUAUUGUUGAUUUUAAUUUAGUUAAUAGUCAGUAAGGGUGAUAUUGUGAUGUUAAUACGAACACCGAUGUGGAACAGAGAUGCUGUUCAUUUAUUACACGAGUCAAAUAUGACCACGGCUCGCGAUAUUCCUGUCAUGGGAAAUGUUGCUUUCGUUUGCAAUUAGAAACCCAUCAAGUAGCAAAUAUUUCUUUUCGUAUUUUCACUUAUCGUGGUUCUAGUCAGACGCGCACAGUGAUGGUUGUGUCCGUAAUGUAAAUAAUCGAUUUCUAUAUAUCUAUAACCAUUACUUUAAUCGUGAUAACAAAACUUUUGCAUCAGUUAUAAAGACCAUAUGUACAUCGGUCUCCAGCGCAACAAUUGUAAAACAAGCGCUCAAUCAGACAGAAGCGAUAGGGAAUUUGCCAAUUUCUGUCACUGUAUUAAUUUAAUUCACCAAAGUUUGUAUUACUAUGACCAAAGGAAAUGUAAUCACUUUUCAGUUCAAGUUUUUAAUUGGAAAUAUAAAUGUACAAGUAUACAUUAGAGCCAGUAGGCAUUUAUUCCUGCCACGGCCACUUGGGGCGUGCCCCUCGCAUCACUGAGUUGUCCUCCCGCUCGCUGCGCUGCUUGAGGUGGUCGCGGCGCUCAGGCGUGAGCGUUGCCUCCAUGCGCUGUAGCUCCUCGCUCACCUUCACCAGGUUCAUGUGCUGCCCGUACGCAAUCCCUGCACCCAAUGCAAUCUGUAACCAGUUUUAUUAUUCAUUAUAUGAACGGCCGUGUAUGAAUAUUUGAAUGUUUUAUUAUUGAGCAUAUAAUUAACUAAGGACUUGUCUCAUUUGUUGCUAGCAAUUUUGUAUCUUAUUCAAAGAGCUUCACCAAUAAGUCACGCGAGGACUGACGAGUUUCAGAACUAGAUUGGUCAUAUAUUUAAUCUUCAAUCGAGUAGUAACUAUUACAUAGAAUGUUCAAGCGCCUCGUGUAAAAUCUUUUACAUUGUAUAUAUUAGUUCCUCUCGCAAUUGCACAAAUAAAACAUUUCGCACACGCGUGAUUUAAUUACCAAAUUACAUGUA